Messenger RNA from Acomys russatus (golden spiny mouse), 576 nucleotides. RefSeq names its product 60S ribosomal protein L7a-like. Lineage: Eukaryota; Metazoa; Chordata; Mammalia; Rodentia; Muridae. The coding region runs from base 1 to 576 and encodes 191 amino acids. The record is from RefSeq and is a predicted model, not a curated record. Gene Ontology annotation, biological process: ribosome biogenesis. Gene Ontology annotation, cellular component: ribonucleoprotein complex. The transcript has a single exon.
AUGUUUGAGAAAAGGCGCAAGAACUUUGGCAUCGGGCAGGAUAUUCAGCCCCAAAGAUAUCUCACUCGCUUUGUUCAAUGGCCCCGCUAUAUCAGGCUGCAGUGGCAAAGGGCCAUCCUCUAUAAGGGUCUCAAAGUCCCUCCUGCCAGUAACCAGCUCACCCAAGCCCUGGACCGGCAAACAGCUACCCAGUUGCUUAAGCUUGGCCACAAGUACAGGUCAGAGACAAAGCAGGAAAAGAAGCUAAGGCUACUGGCGCGUGCUGAGAAGAAAGCUGCUGGGAAAGGGGGUGUCCCAACUAAGAGACCACCAGUCCUUCAAGCAGGGGUCAGUACAGUCACCACCUUGGUGGAGAACAAGAAGGCUCCGCUGGUGGUGAUUGCCCAUGACGUGGACCCCAUUGAGCUGAUGGUCUUCCUAUCUGCCCUGUGUGGAAAGAUGGGGGUCCCCUACCGCAUCCUCAAGGGAAAGGCCAGGCUGGGGCGGCUGGUCCACAGGAAGGCUCGCACCACUGUUGCCUUCACACAGGUUAACUUGGAAGACAAGGGUGCUCUACUAAGCACACUGGGGAGGUAA